AUGGCAGCAGAGCAAUAUAAAGACUAUUGGAAAGGAUAUACAGAUGGGCAUAAAGGUGCAGCUCAUGCAAAGAAUCAGCCUUGGUAUUUAUAUAGAAAUUUCAGAGGUCCAGUACAAACAGUGGUACCAGAGCCAAAGAGACAGCCUCAAGUUUACAAUCGCUGGACAAAUGAUGCUCGCACAAAGGCAGCGCUUAGAUGGUGUGGCAAGUGGCUGUUCGCUACAAGGAAACAACGUCUUUUUAUGGUUAUUCUUGCAGCUUUUACUGUCGAAAAGGUUGAUACUUGGAUUCUCCAUUCCAUUACAAGAUAUAAUAACUUGGAAUGCACCAUGGAAUACGCUUACAAGAAAGAAAGAGAAUGGAAAGAACACCUGGAAGCUGAAAAAGCUAGAAGAAGAGCUUUAGGACUUCCAGAAGAUGGAGAAGAAGAGGAAGUUGAAGAGUCUGAAGAAUAG
Blepharisma stoltei is the source of this 456-nucleotide messenger RNA. The record is from the annotation of a GenBank genome assembly. Lineage: Eukaryota; Ciliophora; Heterotrichea; Heterotrichida; Blepharismidae.